Molecule: messenger RNA, 1317 nt
Organism: Truncatella angustata
Lineage: Eukaryota; Fungi; Ascomycota; Sordariomycetes; Amphisphaeriales; Sporocadaceae
Exons: 2
Coding region: 1-1146 (381 amino acids)
Source: RefSeq, a predicted model, not a curated record
AUGAAUCCCCCUCCUAGUCGCCGAUCACAGCGCUUGGCUCGGCGUAAUGCGCAAAAUGCAGCCGAUUCCUCAUCCCGACCACUCCAUAUAUCCAAGGCUAACCGAACGACGCUGGGCAUUCGUAAAAAGGCUACCCGACGCACGCAUCAACCAGAGCCCGUCACAAGUGAUAAUCCGACAGUUCUCCAACCCAUUAUCAAAUUCGAACCAAUUGAUCCCCCUCAGCGACCUGUUGCGAACAGAACAGAAGACCAUCAUGAUGGCGUACAAGAAACCAGUAGUACUGCGCCGCUGCCAAACGUCAAGGUCAACCACCACCAAAUGGCUGAAUACCUGAUUCACAGCACAUAUCAACAAGGCUCCAAGCACACAAACACACAAAGCAACGGCUCAGAAAUUGCUUUGCAAUCAACCACCGUCCCUGGUGGAGGAAUGUCACGUGCACCUGUUCCAACAACUUCACGACAUGGUCAAAAGGCACGUCCCAUCGAACAGUCCAUUGCCAUCAACGCUGCAAGGCCAAGCCAGCGUCCCAGGGUCUUUCCGCCCGCUCCUCGCACAGUAAUCGGUGGUCGUCGGGCCGCUGCUCGCAUGUCCAUGCAACUAGCGCCAAGAGAGUCAAGAGCUUCAUUCGACUUAAUAACACCGCCCGCACCAUCAUUCCCUCAGAUGCCAGCUCCUGAAACAAAUCAGCGACGCUUUGAGCCCAACUUCACUCGCGUCGAUCUUGCAACGCCACAUGGCCAGCUGAAAGUCAAAUACCCCAGGGUCCUGACCCAGCAGGUCUUCCAGAACACGCGAAUGUGGAUGGACGUCUACCAAAACUGCGGGUACAGAUUUCAGGUGGAGGCGUUUGUCGAUCGGGCUGGCCAGAUCCCGAUAGUGAUCAAGUGUGGGACUUUCGCCACUCUGUAUCAGGCCAACCGUGUGGUCCUCCAGGUCUUCUCAGAAGACAGCAAGUCGCUCAUGGCCGAGCGAUAUGAGAAGAUGGUCUUUCGAGAGACGAACGAAGUACCUAGUAGUGGUCAUUGGACAGGGUAUUGUUUCGCGGUCUACCAUCCUGUUCUCCGGCUGUGGGCAAAGCAGGAGCAGCUAUGGAGCUUUCGCGUCGAGGCUACGAUUUCACCAAGGGAUGUGUCAGUGUAGUUUGUGAUAUGUUAGAUCUCAAUUUGAUUAUAAGGCAUGAGCUGCUGGCGGUAAACGCUAUCCUCCAAGUAAGAAAUCCGAUACGUCCAUGUUCAUAAGUAUAAGAUCAAGCACAGCCUCUUGUUCUUCCAUGACGUGCUCUCCCAUAAACUGUCUAAGUCUCGAGACCCA